Benincasa hispida (wax gourd) is the source of this 1394-nucleotide messenger RNA. Its product is annotated as protein SRG1-like. NCBI's taxonomy places the organism in Eukaryota, Viridiplantae, Streptophyta, Magnoliopsida, Cucurbitales, Cucurbitaceae. The record is from RefSeq and is a predicted model, not a curated record.
GAUAUACCUUCAGUUUUAUUUUUUCCAAAUACAAAUCAAAUCAAAUCAUUGGAUCCAUUGAAUUGGUUUGAUUUUUUGGUUUUUCCAUGUUUCAAAUUUUCGUUUCUUGUUGUACUCCUACCAAAAACUCCAUAAAUAUACUCCAAAUAAAAAAAUCAAGAUCAAAAUCAGUUUGCUCAUCAGUCAUCACCUUCUUCACACAGAAAUUCAGAAACCAAUCCAUCAGAAAACAAAAAAACACAUGGCGGAGGAGAACAGCACAAACACAUCAAGAUACGGAAGUUCGAUUCUGGUACCUAGCGUUCAAGAGUUAGCCAAACAGCCGAUCACCGAAAUUCCACCUCGAUACAUCCGCCCCGAUCUCCUCCACCACGUCCCGAUCGCCUCCGCCGCUUCCGAAAUCCCCGUCAUCGAUAUGUCGAACUUCCACUCCGAUGCUACAAUCGACUCCGAAUUGGCUCGGCUUCAUUCCGCCUGCAAAAACUGGGGAUUCUUUCAGUUGGUUAACCAUGGGGUGAGCGAUUCAUUGAUCGAGAAAAUGAAAAUCGAAACAAAGAAAUUGUUCGAUCUGCCGAUUGAGGAGAAGAAAAAGCUAUGGCAGAGAGAAGGAGAUGUAGAAGGAUUCGGACAAGCUUUUGUUGUAAGUGAAGAACAGAAACUGGAUUGGUCUGACCUUUUCUUCAUUGCUACAUCGCCUUCACAUCUCAGGAAACAGCGCUUAUUUCAGAAUCUCCCUCUCACUUUCCGAAAGACAUUGGAGGAUUACUCGGCGGAGGUGAAGGAUCUGGCGGCGGCGAUUUUUGAGGGAGUCGAGAAAGUGUUGGGAAUUAAAAAGGGAGAGUUGAAGGAAAUGUUCAAGGACGGUAAUCAAUCGAUGAGGAUGAACUACUACCCACGGUGCCCGGAGCCGGAGAAGGCGAUCGGACUGACGCCUCAUUCCGACGCGGUGGGGCUCACGAUUCUGCUGCAAAUCAACGAAGUGGAAGGUCUGAAGAUCAAGAAGGACGGGAAUUGGAUUCCCGUUAUGCCCCUCCCAAAUGCGUUCGUCGUCAACGUCGGUGACAUCAUGGAGAUGGUAACAAAUGGGGAAUACAAAAGCAUAGAGCAUUGCGCAACGGUGAACUCAAAGAGUGAAAGGUUAUCCAUAGCAACCUUCAACAAUCCAAGUAUGGAGAAAGAAAUAAGGCCAAUACCAUCCCUCAUCACACCUCAUUCCCCUCCUUUGUUUAAAACUUUGACAUAUCAAGAGUUUGUGAAGGGCCUUUUCACUCAAAAAUUAGACGGAAAAUCUUACCUUGACGCUAUGCGAAUUCACUAUCUUCCUACCUAAAGUCGUUUUUCGAAUGGGAGUUGUAUAAGAUUGAAUAAGAUAUAUUUGCUUGUUUCGAUCUUAA